Molecule: messenger RNA, 648 nt
Organism: Arachis stenosperma
Lineage: Eukaryota; Viridiplantae; Streptophyta; Magnoliopsida; Fabales; Fabaceae
Product: basic leucine zipper 34-like
Exons: 4
Coding region: 1-648 (215 amino acids)
Biological process (GO): positive regulation of DNA-templated transcription
Cellular component (GO): nucleus
Molecular function (GO): DNA-binding transcription factor activity; DNA binding
Source: RefSeq, a predicted model, not a curated record
AUGACGAUAGACCGUAAUGGAAAGAGAAACAUAGGAAGCGAUGAUGAGAGGUUAGAAGAACAAUCAUGGCCAAAGAAACCUACUCUAAUCAAACCUUUACCGCUAAGGAAUUCAGCUAAGACGCCUCUAUGUUUUGGUUCAUCAUUUAAACCUUGGAAAAACCCCUCUCAUGACAACAUUAUUAUUGAUUGUGACCAAGACAACAACAUGGUCAACAACACUAAUGAAGUCCAACUUGGUUCUAGUAGCAACACCAACCUAGAAAUGGAUCCAAAGAGGCUCAAGAGGAUCAUGACAAAUCGAAUUUCUGCACAAAAAACAAGGGAGAAGAAUAAUGCAUACGUGGCGGAUUUGGAAAACAAAUCAAAAGGUUACGAGGAGCAGAUAGCGGUCAUUCUAUCACAAAUUGAAUCUGAACAAAGUCAAGUCAACACAUUGAGAAUGGAGCAGCAUAAACUGAAACUACUCAUGGCAACUUGUGAAAAGCAAAGAUUAAUUCAAGAAGCUUUGAUUGAAAAGAACAAAGGGGAAGUUGAGAGGCUGAGAGGACUGCAAUUGAAAUUAGCAGAUGAAGCAAAGCAGGCAAGGGUAUUGUUCCCUUCAUCUGGCUUUGGACCAUUCAUUCGCAACGAUUCAAUUCAAGGUUAG